Molecule: messenger RNA, 546 nt
Organism: Camelina sativa (false flax)
Lineage: Eukaryota; Viridiplantae; Streptophyta; Magnoliopsida; Brassicales; Brassicaceae
Source: RefSeq, a predicted model, not a curated record
GAGUGGUGUGCUCGAUUCCAACCAGUCUACCAUUCGAUUUUUGUAUCAAGAGAUAACACACAAACUCUAAGAAACUUCCACACCAUAAUCUCUCUUCUCCUCCGGCGAAUCCUCCUAUUUUAUCUCUAAUAAUCAUGAUUUCUGUUGUAAUCAUAGCUGAGUUACUGGUGGAGUACACGACGGCUCUAGCUAAACUGACCGCCGAGGUUCUUCCGAGGCGGCAAGGGGAUGAUAGAGACGUCGUAAGGAUUGGUCGUUUCUCUCUUCAUUGUCCUCCUAGAUCCUCACCUAUUCCAGAUUACUCUUCUCACCUCGUUGAUUUCUGAUCAGCUUGCGCGCAAACAUCUUCAUCUCAGUUUUGUCUCUCCUUUUCCACCGGAGUUAACUUUUUUCCGGGCGUUUCUCUCCGUCUUUUUCUUUCUUUACUUGUUUUUUUUUUUUUAAAUGGCUCAGAGCUUUGUAAAAUUGUAUCGGAUUAUAAUAGAGAUUGUAUGAUUUUGAUAAAUCCUAAUCUUCCUGCGUUUCUUAAUUCUGAUACUUAAAUCA